AUGGCGGACGAAAAAAAGGCAACCGUUCACGUCGCCGAGGAAGGGGGCGUCGUGGCGCAGGCCGAAUACUUUGACCGCCUCGCGAAGCGCUCCGCCCGCCGCCACCGCCUCGUCACACUCGCCACUCUCUUCCUCUGCGGCCUGUGCUACUAUCUCCUCUUCGGUGGAACCCUCCCGGACUGGCCACACGAGCUCCAGCCGAUUUCGCUCAUGUCCGACGGCUCGCAGGGGCACUGGUCCCCGUGGAGCUGGCUCACCCAUGCGCUUCCACUCGGCCAUCGCCCCGCCUGUGCCGGCCACCGCGGCGGCAAGCCGACUCAUGACCCCUUCAACGAUUCAGCCAGUGAAUACGGUUACCUGUCGUACCUCAGCCGCUCGGUAGGCUUGCGCAAGCCACUCCAUCACGCGCUGAGCGUGAACGGCAUAGCCUGCAUCGAUGCAUCGCGCGGCGGCAUCGGCUUUGGCAACAAGGUCGAUGUCUCCAUCGCUUCCUCUCCUUCCCAGCUGGAAGGCUCCAACUUGGAGCAGAUGUAUGAGUCGCUCUUCCUCUCCAUCCCGUCCGCUGAAGGCGCACGCGCAGCAAACUUGCUCUACGCAAACCACACCCAUGUCAGCUCCUCCAAAGGUGACCGCAACACAGCCAUAUAUACGGCCAAGCGCUGGGGCGAGCUGCUGGGCGUUCAGAUGCCCGAAAAGAUAGGCAAGAUCGUCUACGAGGCAGGCAGCACCGAGUCCCAGCAAGCCGUCAAGGGCUCCGACGGAGAGUCGGGCCACUACCACCACCACCACCGCCGCCGCCGCCACUUUGGCACUGAGAGCAGCAAGAAUAGCAAGGGCAACAAGGGAAAGCAUGGGAAACCACACUAUGGCCCUACUACGGACCCGCGCGUGUGGAUUGACACAUACCACGUCUGGAUCAACACGCCGCUCAACCAGUCCCUCGUCCUCACCGCCUCGCCUUCGGCCGCGGUCCCGCACCCGGAGCCGAUCUUCACCGCAAGCCUGACCGAAGACCAAGUCGGCGACGACCCCAACAUCCCCGCCGAGGUCAGCCCGACGUAUCACGGCUACUCCAAGUCCGGGCGCGUCGACUAUGCACAGGUUGUCUAUGCCAACCUUGGCCGCAAGGAGGACUACGACGCGCUGGACGCAGCGGGCAUCUCGCUCCAGGGCAGGGUCGCGCUCGUGCGCUACGGCGGCCCGUUCCGCGGCCUUAAGGUGCGCGGUGCGGAGAUGCGCGGCGCCGUCGCGUGCCUGAUCUACACAGACCCGGCCGAAGACGGCGCGGUGACGCUUGCAAACGGCUAUGCGGCUUACCCUGACGGCCCGGCCCGGCAGCCGUCGAGCAUCCAGCGCGGCAGCGUCCAGGCGCUGUCGUUCUACCCAGGCGACCCCUCGACGCCGGGGCGGCCGAGCUACAAAAACGCGACGCGCCUUCUCCCGCAUGAGGCUGACUCGCUGCCGGCGAUUCCGUCGCUGCCCCUUUCGUACCGCGACGCCGCGCCUCUGCUGCGCGCGCUGCAGCACCACGGCAGACCCGCAUCCGCCAUGGGCACCGGCCGUGACUGGGACGGUGCCGUACCCGGCAUCGCCGGUGAGUACUGGACUGGUCCCGCGCCGGACGUCGUCGUGAGUCUGCAAAAUUUUGGCGAGCUGGCGGUACGCAAGAUAUGGAACGCCUACGCCGUCAUCCCCGGCCACGUCGCCGACGAGGUCGUCGUGCUCGGCAAUCACCGCGACGCGUGGACCUUUGGCGCUGCCGACCCGUCUUCGGGCAGUGCCGUGUUUGAGCAGAUCGUCAACGGCCUCGGCGCGAUGGUCUCCAAAGGCUGGAAGCCGCUGCGCACCAUCAUGAUCGCCUCGUGGGAUGCCGAGGAGUUCGGUCUUGUCGGUAGUACUGAGCACGCCGAGGACUUCCCAGACUGGAUCAAGGCGAACGUUAUCAUGUACCUCAACCUCGACAUCGCCGUCUCCGGCUCAGCCUUUGGCGGCAGGGCCAGCCCGAGCCUGGUAGACCUCCUCGCGGACGUCGCGGCCAAGGUCGACGACCCGGACAGCCCGCUCGGCGCCAACGGGAAGCUCGCGUUCCCCCGCGGACAUGCCCUCGGCAGCGGCAGUGACUUUACCAGCUACCUCCAGCACCUCGGCAUCGCGAGCGCCGACAUGAGCUUCAGUAGGAGGGAAACCGAUCCCGUCUAUCACUACCACUCGCAGUACGACUCCUUUAACUGGAUGGACAACUUUGGCGAUCCCAGCUGGAAACGCCACGUUGCCGUCGCCAAGGUGUUUGGCCUCGCAGCGUUGCGCAGCGCGUCGAAUCUCUUCGUGCCUAUCAAUACCACGGCCUACGCCGAGGAGCUCGGAAGGUACGUGCAAAAUGUCGAACGCCUCCCCGCCGCCCCUGCAGCCGCCACUUCCGCUGCGGCGGACUUUGGGCCGCUGCGCAGGGGCGUCAAGCGCAUCGUCGACGCGGCUGCUGCGCUCGAUGCGACCAAGGAGCGCCUCGCGGCCCGGCUGCGCAAAGCUUUGAAACACGCGCACGAGGCCGACGAGAUUGAAGACCAGCUACCUGCUGAGAAGCACAACAACCAUGACGGGUCGCGGCCGGACCGCCGCAGGGGGAGAAGGGAGGCUCGACAGGAGCUACGCAGGAUCAUCACUGAGAUCCGCAGAGUCAACGCGAAAGCGACCAAGUUCGAGCAGGGCUUCAUCUCCGAAGACGGCCUCGUCGGCCGGCCGUGGUACAAGCACCUCGGCGUUGCACCUGGCAGGUACCUCGGCUACGGCGCGACGACGCUGCCCGGCGUCACGGAAAGCAUUACGCUCGAUGGCGGCAAGGGGACGCAGGAGGAGAUCGACAGGCUCGCGGCGCAUCUGGAGAAGAUCGCCGCGCGGCUUCUGGUUGCUGGUGCGCAAUGA
Molecule: messenger RNA, 2919 nt
Organism: Tilletiaria anomala UBC 951
Lineage: Eukaryota; Fungi; Basidiomycota; Exobasidiomycetes; Georgefischeriales; Tilletiariaceae
Product: Zn-dependent exopeptidase
Exons: 2
Coding region: 1-2919 (972 amino acids)
Molecular function (GO): carboxypeptidase activity
Source: RefSeq, a predicted model, not a curated record